Messenger RNA from Amphiprion ocellaris (clown anemonefish), 1383 nucleotides. RefSeq names its product stomatin (EPB72)-like 3b (gene stoml3b). NCBI's taxonomy places the organism in Eukaryota, Metazoa, Chordata, Actinopteri, Pomacentridae. The record is from RefSeq and is a predicted model, not a curated record. The transcript has 7 exons. The coding region runs from base 94 to 945 and encodes 283 amino acids. Gene Ontology annotation, cellular component: plasma membrane.
GCAUGGCCACUUUAAAAGGCUGGAUCACCUCCUCUUGAUUAGUUGCACUUCCGCUAACUGACUCCUACCACCACUCUCAGUUUUAAGCAGUUAAUGGAAAUGGAGGGCCAUAUGGAAAGUCAGAAGAGAAGAGGAAGGAGCAAUGAAGACCUCGUUUCUGAACGAACGGGGGCAUUAGGAUGCGUUGGUUGGACCAUUGUCAUACUCUCUGGCAUGUUCGUUGUUCUCCUCUUCCCCCUUACAAUCUGGUUUUGUUUCAGGAUAGUUCAGGAGUACGAGCGUGCUGUCAUCUUCAGACUGGGCCGCAUAACAGACAGGAGACCUAAAGGACCAGGAAUCUUCUUCAUUUUGCCAUGUACUGAUUCCUUUGUGAAAGUGGAUCUGCGAACAGUUUCCUUUGAUAUCCCACCACAAGAGAUCCUGACCAAGGAUUCAGUAACAAUUAGUGUGGACGGUGUGGUGUACUUCCGGGUCAGUGACCCCAUCGCGUCUGUGGCCAACGUGUCUAAUGCUGACUUUUCCACCCGUCUGCUGGCACAAACCACCCUCCGAAAUGUCCUGGGAACUAAGAACCUUGCUGAGGUUCUGUCUGACCGUGAGGGCAUUGCUCACAGCAUGCAGAGUAACCUGGAUGAAGCCACAGACCACUGGGGCAUCAAGGUGGAGCGCGUGGAGAUUAAGGACGUGAAGCUGCCACAUCAGCUGCAGAGAGCCAUGGCUGCUGAAGCCGAGGCUGCACGAGAGGCCAGAGCUAAGGUGAUUGCAGCAGAGGGUGAGAUGAAUGCAUCACGUGCCCUGAAGGAGGCGUCCCUAGUGAUUGCAGAGUCUCCGUCAGCCCUGCAGCUUCGUUACCUGCAGACCCUCAACACCAUCGCGGCAGAGAAGAACUCCACCAUCAUCUUCCCUCUGCCCAUGGACGUGUUGUCUCACUUCAUGCGGAAGUGAGGUGUCAGGCUCAGCGCUAGCUCUGUGUACUGAUUUUCAUAAAAAAUGAGUCGAAUGGGAUUGGAUCAUAUUUCUGUGCCUGUUUUCAGGGUGCAAAUAAUGCUGACACUGCAUGGCUCUACAAGUGAUUACAAAAGACAGCUUUUUGGUUUAUACAGUCAAGCUGCGAUGAGGCCAGGCUCACUACCCAUUGUGAUUUAGAUUCAGAGUAGUUGCUAUGUAUAAAUGAAAUUGUUUUAAAAUUUGAAAAUGAAUUGUACAUCGUUCAUAAUGUUCUACAGUGCAAUACUGACCGGCCACGUGUUUUGAUACAUUUUUGUAAAAUAUUGAAAAUCUUUAGUUUUAUUUUCUGUAAUACAACUUGCAGAUGCUCUGUUGCUUUUUGGUUCAUGAAUUCCUAUUAUCCCCAUGUACUUUAAAUAAAGUCUAUAUCAGUCA